AGUGUGACUCUCGCGUUUCUUGUGCCAUGAAACAACCACUUGUGGCUCGUGUUUACGCGCAGAUCCUACGUCGGCUGAAAGGAGAGACCCUCGGGAUGAAGGAAACAACUUGACUUUUCUAAGGAUUGAAUCCCAUCGCCAUCUGCAGCCAGCGCGGCUCGUGUCUGUGUGUGUGUGUAUGUGUGUGUGUGUGUGUGUGUGUGUGCGUGUGACGGUAACGACCGUGCGCCGGGGAGUUGGGCGGCGGACAGCCCGGGUUAUGGAGCCGUGCUUGAGGGCCCGGCGGUAAGCCUCUCAGCUGUGUUGUGGCCGCCGCUGGCCUCCCCUCCCCCCGCCCCGACGCUCCGCUCCGCCCGAGAGUCGGACCCCGUCCGCCGGGUCGCGCUUGGCCGUUUGUCGCUCGCGGACCAAAGGCUCUGGACUCUGACGGAGUUGAGAAGUGGAUGUGAUGGAACUGAUGUUCGCCGAGUGGGAGGAUGGGGAGAGGUUCUCCUUCGAAGACUCGGACCGGUUCGAGGAGGACUCCCUGUGCUCCUUCAUCUCCGAGGCCGAGAGCCUCUGUCAGAACUGGAGGGGCUGGAGGAAGCAGUCUGCCGGACCCAACUCCCCCACUGUCAAGAUCAAAGACGGUCAGGUGAUUCCUCUGGUGGAGUUGUCAGCCAAGCAGGUGGCGUUCCACAUCCCGUUUGAGGUGGUGGAGAAAGUUUACCCCCCCGUCCCGGAACAGCUGCAGCUCCGCAUCGCCUACUGGAGCUUCCCCGAGAAUGAGGAGGACAUCAGGUUAUAUUCCUGCCUGGCUAAUGGGAGUCCGGAUGAAUUCCAACGUGGAGAGCAGCUCUACAGGAUCCGGGCCGUCAAAGACCCUCUGCAGAUCGGUUUCCAUCUGAGCGCCACAGUGGUGACCAGCCAGUCCGGCCAGUCCAAAGGCGCUUACAACGUGGCGGUCAUGUUCGAUCGCUGCCGCAUCACCUCCUGCAGCUGCACCUGUGGCGCCGGGGCCAAGUGGUGCGCCCACGUGGUGGCUCUCUGCCUCUUCAGGAUCCACAAUGCAUCAGCAGUGUGUCUCAGGGCUCCGGUCUCUGAGUCUUUGUCCAGGCUGCAGAGGGACCAGCUCCAGAAGUUUGCCCAGUACCUCAUCAGUGAGCUGCCUCAGCAGAUCCUCCCCACGGCUCAGCGCCUGCUGGAUGAGCUGCUGUCCUCUCAGUCCACCGCCAUCAACACCGUGUGUGGGGCUCCAGACCCAACCGCAGGCCCUUCAGCAUCCGACCAGAGCACCUGGUAUUUGGACGAGUCGACCCUCAGCGACAACAUAAAAAAGACUCUGCACAAGUUCUGUGGGCCGUCACCUGUCGUCUUCAGUGAUGUAAACUCCAUGUACUUGUCGUCGACGGAGCCUCCGGCGGCCGCCGAGUGGGCGUGUCUGCUGCGGCCUCUGAGGGGCCGAGAGCCAGAGGGCAUUUGGAACCUUCUGUCCAUCGUCAGGGAGAUGUUCAAGAGACGAGACAGCAACGCCGCCCCGCUGCUUGAGAUUCUCACUGAGCAGUGUCUCACCUAUGAGCAGAUCAUCAGCUGGUGGUACAGCGUGCGGACCUCGGCGUCCCACAGCAGCGCCAGCGGCCACACCGGACGCAGCAACGGCCAGUCGGAGGUGGCGGCUCACGCCUGUGCCAGCAUGUGUGACGAGAUGGUGGUGCUGUGGAGGCUGGCGGUGCUGGACCCCACCAUGAGCCCCUGCAGGCGCCUGGAACUAGCAGGCCAGCUGAAGCAGUGGCAUUUGAAAGUUAUAGAGAUCGUGAAGCGGGGGCAACAUCGCAAGUCCCUGGACAAACUGUUCCAGGGCUUCAAGCCCGCUGUGGAGUCGUGCUAUUUCAACUGGGAGGGGGCCUACCCGCUGGACGGCAUCACCUACUGCAGUGCCGAUCGGAAGAGCGCCACUUUCUGCUGGUCCAGAGCAGUGCAGCACCAGAGAGGCGUCAAAGCUGCUGCAGGGUUGGGCGGAGAGCCGCCAGAACCCGGGGGAGGGGGCAGAGCCGACGGCGGAGCUGGGGGAGAUUAUAAAGGGAGGGGUCACUCAUCCCAACAGGAGGUGGCGGUGCGUCCCAAGGAGACCGUCCUGACCAAGAGGAAAGGCCUGUCGGUGAGCGGAGGGGGAGGGAUGCUGGUGCGCCUGGGAGGGGGGGUCUCCCUGUCUCUGGAGGACGGAGGAGGGAAGUGCGUGUACAAGGGGCCGGGCUCCUCCUCCGGAGGGAAGCUGAAACUGCCGCCGGGAGGCGGGAAGGGGGCCUCUGUGGGAGGUGCGGGAGGAGGUGGCGGGAUGGGCGGGGGGAAGCACGCCGGCACCAAGCGGAGAACCAGCAGUGAAGACAGCUCGCUGGAGCCCGACCUGGCCGAGCUCAGCCUGGACGACGGGUGCAGUCUGGCUCUGGGCGUCGAGGCCAGCAACACGUUUGAGUUCCUCCCCCUGCCGCCGGAGAUGCUGCCCUCCCCGAGCUCGCUGCUGCGAGACUCGCGCAAGUAUAGCAACGGCAACAGCAGCGGGGGGGGCAAAACGUUUGAGGCCAAGCGCGUCGGCCACGCCUCCGCCGGCGCCCCCGCCGUGGAGCCCGCUCCGCCGCACACCGUGCUGGUGGUCAUGGACACGCCCAGCGCGGUGGAGAGGGACGGGGCGCUGGUGGCCGCGCCGGUCAACAGCAAAGACGAAGACGUAGACUCUGCUGGCAGUAACCAGCCGUCCGCCUCCACCUCCGCGGUGAGAUCGGCCGCCACGCCACCGUCUGCCAAGCUGCAACGGGCCCGCCGGGAGGCGGCGCCGGCCGGAGCAGCAUCAGCUGCAGCAGCCGCCGCCGCCGCACGUGGGCCGGCCAAUCAGGGAGCAGAGGCAGCGGGAGGAGAGGCGGUGGGGGAGGACGACUAUCAAGCGUACUACCUGAGUGCCGCCUCGGAGGAGGGAGCGGACAGACAGCUGGCUGACAACCACCAGGAGGAGGAGCCGGACAUCUUCGCAGGGAUGAAGCCGUUGGAGCAGGAGGGCCGCAUGGAGGUGCUGUUUGCGUGUGCCGAGGCCCUCCACGCUCAUGGCUACAGUAAUGAGGCGUGCCGGCUGGCCGUGGAGCUGGCCAGAGACCUGCUAGCCAAUCCUCCAGACCUCAAGGUGGAACAGCCACAGACUAAGGGUAAGAAGAGCAAGGUGUCCACCAGCCGUCAGACGCAGGUGGCCACCAACACGCUGUCCAAGGCUGCCUUCCUCCUCACUGUCCUCAGUGAGCGGCUGGAGCUCCACAACCUGGCCUUCAGCACCGGCAUGUUCUCCCUGGAGCUCCAGAGACCACCGGCGUCCACCAAAGCUCUGGAGGUGAAGCUGGCCUACCAGGAGUCCGAGGUGGUGUCUCUGUUGAAGAAGAUCCCGCUGGGCCUGGUGGAGAUGACGGCCAUCCGAGAGCGCGGCGAGCAGCUCCGAGACGGAAACUUCUGUGACUACAGACCUGUGCUGCCGCUCAUGUUGGCCAGCUUCAUCUUUGAUGUUCUGUGCACCCCAGUUUGUGCAGUUGUGUCCCCAACGGGUUCCCGUCCACCGAGCCGCAACCGUAACAACGAGAUGCCCGGCGACGAGGAGCUGGGCUUCGAGGCCGCGGUCGCCGCUCUCGGUAUGAAGACCACAGUGAGCGAGGCGGAGCAUCCUCUGCUGUGUGAAGGAACUAGGCGGGUGAAAGGGGACCUGGCGCUGGCUCUGAUGAUCACCUAUAAGGACGACCACAGCAAGCUGAAGAAGAUACUGGAUAAGUUGUUGGACAGGGAGAGUCAGACCCACAAGCCCCAGACUCUGAGCUCCUUCUACUCCAGCAAGCCGGCAGCCGGCAGCCAGCGCAGCCCCUCCAAACACGCUGCCGCCGGUCACAGCAGCGCGAGCGCCGGCGUCUCCAGACACGCGCCGCCGUCUUCAUCCGCAGCGACGGCCUCUUCUGCCUCCGCCGCGGCGCCGGUCAGUGACGCGUCGACCAGCCAGGCCCAUCUCAACGCAGCGCAGAACAACAGCACAGCGGGGGAGAGCGCUGCUGAGACCAGGGAGCGAGCAGCAGAGGGGCCUCCUCCAUCAGGGGAGCAGCAGAAUGAAGCGGCCCCCUUUAAGGAGGCCACAGUGCCCAGUCGGCUGGCAUUGGGGGCCCGCUGCGGCUACAAUCAGCGCUGCUGGGGCUCUCCGGUCCGCCAGAAGAAGAAACACACCGGCAUGGCGAGCAUCGACAGCAGCGCUCCGGAGACCACCUCGGACAGCUCGCCCACUCUCAGCCGCCGGCCGCUCCGGGCCGGCUGGGCGGCCACGUCCUGGGGGCGGGGCCAGGACAGUGACAGCAUCAGCAGCUCCUCGUCUGACUCGCUUGGCUCCUCGUCGUCCAGCGGCUCGCGCCGGGCAGGGGGCGGGGCCAGGGCCAAGAGCACCGACACCAGCAGGUACAAAGGGCGGCGUCCAGAGUGCCAUGCCCCCCACGUGCCCAACCAGCCGUCGGAGGCAGCAGCCCAUUUUUACUUUGAGCUGGCCAAGACGGUGCUGAUCAAAGCCGGGGGGAACUCCUCCACGUCCAUUUUCACUCAGCCCUCGGCCAGCGGGGGCCACCAGGGACCCCACAGAAACCUGCACCUGUGUGCCUUUGAGAUUGGCCUGUACGCGCUUGGCCUCCACAACUUUGUCUCGCCCAACUGGCUGUCCAGGACCUACUCCUCCCAUGUGUCCUGGAUCACUGGCCAGGCCAUGGAGAUCGGCAGCGCCGCCCUCAACAUUUUGGUGGAGUGUUGGGACGGUCACCUCACCCCUCCAGAGGUGGCGUCCCUGGCCGACCGAGCAUCGCGGGCCAGAGACCCCAACAUGGUCCGGGCGGCGGCGGAGCUGGCCCUGAGCUGCCUGCCUCACGCUCACGCGCUCAACCCCAACGAGAUCCAGAGAGCGCUGGUGCAGUGCAAAGAGCAGGACAACAUGAUGCUGGAGAAGGCCUGCAUGGCAGUGGAGGAAGCCGCCAAGGGGGGAGGUGUGUACCCCGAGGUUCUGUUCGAGGUAGCUCACCAGUGGUACUGGCUGUACGAGCAGUCAGUGGGCGGGGGCUCAGGCCCGCAGCGCGAGACCUCCGGGCGCUGCGGGGCCAACGGCGGCUCGGGGAGGAGGCCCCUGGAGACCAGCUGCGUGGUCCUGGACGCCGGCGGCAACAUGGAGUCGGCGGGGGUGGCGACGGUCACGGCCUCGGUCACCACGGCGGCCGUCGUGCCCGUCAUCUCCGUGGGCUCCACCAUCUACCAGUCCCACGGCAUGCCGGGCCAGGCCAUAGCCCAUGCCCACAGCCAGGGCCUCCACCCCUACACCACCAUCCAGGCCCAUCUCCCCACCGUGUGCACCCCCCAGUACCUGGGACACCCUCUGCAGCACAUUCCCCGACCCGCCGUCUUCCCCGUGGCUGGUGCUGCAUACCCACAGGGAAUGCACCCGGCCUUCAUCGGGGCGCAGUACCCGUUCUCAGUGGCCACUGGCCCGCAGCCUCCGAUGGCAGCCACGGCUGUGACCUUCCCCGGUGUCCCCGUACCGUCCAUGACUCAGAUCGCCGUCCACCCGUACCACGCCGAGACGGGCCUGCCCCUCGGCACCACCGUAGCAGUAGGCAGCGUCCACACGGGCCCCACAAUCCAGGCCAUCCAGGGGACGGCCCUGACCUCCCUCUCCUCCCAGCCCGGCUCAUUGGUCAGCACUCCUUUCCCAAUAGAGGACGAGCAGCACAGCCAGCCAAUCAGCCAGCAGGGCCUGCACUACCUGCAUUCUGCCUACAGAGUUGGCAUGCUGGCAUUGGAGAUGCUCGGCAGGAGGGCCCACAACGACCACCCGAACAACUUCUCCAGGAGCCCGCCUUACACCGAGGACGUCAAAUGGCUGCUGGGACUGGCUGCGAGGCUCGGAGUCAACUACGUGUACCAGUUCUGUGUUGGAGCAGCAAAAGGUGUCCUGAGUCCGUUCGUCCUACAGGAGAUCAUCAUGGAGGCUCUUCAGAGGCUCAACCCCGCCCACAUCCACGCCCACCUCCGAACGCCCGCUUUCCACCAGCUGGUCCAGCGCUGCCAACAGGCCUACAUGCAGUACAUCCACCACCGGCUCAUCCACCUGACGCCGGCUGACUACGACGACUUUGUGAACAUCAUCCGCAGCGCUCGCGGCGCUUUCUGCCUGACGCCCGUGGGCAUGAUGCAGUUUAACGACGUGCUGCAGAACCUGAAGAGAGGCAAGCAGACCAAGGAGCUGUGGCAGCGCAUCUCCCUGGAGAUGGCGACCUUCUCCCCCUGAGCAGCCCGCGCAGCCCGGGGGAGCGUGUGCUGGGGCCCGGGCCAGAAGAGCCCCCAUCCUGCCCCCCCCCCCCAUCCAGCGCCGCUACUGCCAGCGCACCCGGCGGGCCGCCGUGCUGUCGGGGAACGCCGCUCUCCACUCAAACAAACACCGCAGACAGGCGAUACAAUCGGCCCCCACCCUCCUCCCCACCCACAGAGACUUGCUACGUGUGUUGGGCCUCAGGGGGAGGAGCUUCCCGUUUUAUCAUGGUUCAUGUUUGUGUAACUGUGGAAAUUAAAGUGUACUCCUUCCUUUCUUCAUCUUACUCGCCUCUUCCGUUCCCCUAAACUGGAGACGUUGACGGGGACCCUCAGCCGCCCUCCUCCCAAAUAUUCUUUGCUUUGUUUUGGUUGGAUGUGACAUUCCUGUCCAGAGUGCCGGGCUUCCUGCACCGAGAGCGUGUCACUGUGGACCUGAAUGUUUGCCGUGUGGGAGGGAAAGGAAUACUUACGAGGGGCAAACGGUCCAAUACCAGAAUUUCUAUUGAGCACGGUGAGGACUUUUCAGCAUUUUGUUUAAUCUUUUGAUACUUUGUAUAGAAUAUGACGUGUAUGUAGAGAGGGACGGGAUGAGAGAGGGGGGACGUCAAAGGUGUCGUCGUUGUUGUUGUUAUCGUGUGGGAUUCAUAUUAACAUUUCAGCCUGCCUGAGGAGGGACCAGACGGACCAGAACCAGCGGCUCCUCCAGGUGUCCAGUCAAUUCAUAUGUAUUCUUUGGUUUGUGUCGGAGCCCAUAAAGGCCACGUCACUUAAUAACGUUUAUUUGUUAUGAAUCCUUUUUUUUUCCUCAAAUAAUUCUGCAAAACUUCAGCCAGAAUAGAAUAGAGUCCAAAAGGAUUCACGUCAAGGACGUGUUUAUGUGGCGAGAAACCAACAACUCCACGACGCCAGUAGUUUUAAAUUCAAAGUACUACACACACACACCCCCCAAACUACAGCCCCCUGUGUCCUGGGACCAAUCAGAUGCAUAGACAGACCCAGGUGCUCCCUGUGGGGGGGCUGAGCCCUUUUCUUCUCUUCAAACCAAAACAUGGCUGAUCUCUGGAGCUUGCCUACGUACAGCUUUGGGUUCAAAGCCCCCGCUAUAACUAGCGUUGGAUCUUCAGUCCCCUGUUGGUGAGACGGGGUGGUGGGGGGGGGGGGCGUUAGCAAUGACACCAUUCUGGCCAAAAAGACUUGCUAAUGCGUACGUCUGGUUUCUCUGGAGCGGGAUGUUGGAGGAGCGGCGGGUGGGACGUCUCAUCCAGGACUCCUGCAGCGCGAGAUGAGCACCUCUGUUUGCUGCGUGGGCAGCUGGUAGACUUGGUGCUGAUACCUUAGGAAGGUCCGUCCCUGCUUGGGUCUGAUCCCUGCUCUUUGAUUGGCUCUGGACCUCACGGAGGAAGGCGACGAAGUAGAAAAUGUACUGUAAUAUUUUUGUAUUCCUCAAGUGUAGCUCGAUUGAAAAGUUCUAUAUGUGCAGAUUGCAAAAGGUUCUAAUUUAGAGUGAAAAGAAUAAUAAAGAAUAAAAGCAAUACUUUAAGUGUAGAGUUUACUUAAUAAAGAUAAUUCCAAACGGUGA
Messenger RNA from Gasterosteus aculeatus aculeatus (three-spined stickleback), 7915 nucleotides. The record is from RefSeq and is a predicted model, not a curated record. NCBI's taxonomy places the organism in Eukaryota, Metazoa, Chordata, Actinopteri, Perciformes, Gasterosteidae.